GGAGGUAGAAGGGGAGGGUGAGUGUGAUAAUGUGGACACUUGGUGAUAGACAGGUAUGUUGGAGGUAAUAGGGGAGGACAAGUGUGAGGUUGUGGAUACCUGGUGACACACAGGUAUGUUGGAGGUAGUAGGAGAGGGUGAGUGUGAGGUUGUGGAUACCUGGUGGCAGACAGGUAUGUUGGAGGUAGUAGGGGAGGGUGAGGGUGAGGUUGUGGAUACCUGGUGACACACAGGUUUGUUGAAGGUAGUAGGGGAGGGCAGGUGUGAGGUUGUGGAUACCUGGUGACACACAGGUAUGUUGGAGGUAGUAGGAGAGGGUGAGUGUGAGGUUGUGGAUACCUGGUGGCAGACAGGUAUGUUGGAGGUAGUAGGGGAGGGCAGGUGUGAGGUUGUGGAUACCUGGUGACACACAGGUAUGUUGGAGGUAGUAGGGGAGGGUGAGUGUGAGGUUGUGGAUACCUGGUGGCAGACAGGUAUGUUGGAGGUAGUAGGGGAGGGUGAGUGUGAGGUUUUGGAUACCUGGUGGCAGACAAGUAUGUUGGAGGUAGUAGGGGAGGACAACUGUGAAGUUUUGGAUACCUGGUGACACACAGGUAUGUUGGAGGUAGUAGGGUAGGGUGAGUGUGAGGUUGUGAAUACCUGGUGACAGACAGGUAUGUUGGAGGAAGUAGGGGAGGGCAGGUGUGAGGUUGUGGAUACCUGGUGGCAGACAGGUAUGUUAGAGGUAGUAGGAGAGGGUGAGUGUGAGGUUGUGGAUAUCUGGUGGCAGACAGGUAUGUUGGAGGUAGUAGGAGAGGGUGAGUGGGAGGUUGUGGGUACCUGGUGGCAGACAGGUAUGUUGGAGGUAGAAGGGGAGGGUGAGUGUGAGGUUGUUGUUACCUGGUGGCAGACAGGUAUGUUUGAGGUAGUAGGAGAGUGUGAGGUUGAGGAUACCUGGUGGCAGACAGGUAUGUUGGAAGUAGUAGGGGAGGGCAGGAGUGAGGUUGUGAAUACCUGGUGGCAAACAGGUAUGUUGGAGGAAGUAGGGGAGGACAAGUGUGAAGUUGUGGAUACCUGGUGGCAGACAGGUAUGUUGGAGGUAGUAGGGGAGGGUGAGUUUGAGGUUGUGGAUACCUGGUGACAGACAGGUAUGUUGGAGGUAGUAGGAGAGGGUGAGUGUGAAGUUGUG
Messenger RNA from Mizuhopecten yessoensis (Yesso scallop), 1168 nucleotides. RefSeq lists its product as uncharacterized. The record is from RefSeq and is a predicted model, not a curated record. The coding region runs from base 656 to 1120 and encodes 154 amino acids. Lineage: Eukaryota; Metazoa; Mollusca; Bivalvia; Pectinida; Pectinidae. The transcript has 2 exons.